AUGGCUCAACUAACAUGUUUCGCAGCCACCGCCAACCCUACCCCUCUUCUCUCAGUCUCGACCUCCACAACCACCAUGGAAACAAACACAACUACCCCUUCUACCAACGACCCCAUAAUAGCCUCCUAUGACAUCUACAUAACAGACUCGCAAAUCCGGCGCUUCCUCCUCCAAUACCCAGACCGCCAACCCACCCAGCCAUAUAACGACACAACCCAGCAAAGGCCGACGGAGUUGCGUCUGAAGCCGCGCGCUGGCUUAGUCGAGGUCGACAUACCCAUCAACACCCAUGUCAAUUAUGACGAGAAGAAGGGCCUUAAGUACGGUAAUGCGUUGAGGCAGAGUAGGGUCAUUGCUGAGGGUGGGACGAUGGGGCUGGCGGGUGGAUUUAAUACCGGUGCCAGAUCGAAGGAGGGUGGUACUGGUGUCGCGGGCGUUGAGGAUAGGGAGGACGAGAUAACGACAGGCAGAAAGAGAGAAACGAUUUUAGCAGGUGACGAUGAGGAAAUGGUGGGUUAUGAGGAUGAGAAGGCCGGAGUAAUUAUGACGACGCAGACGCUGGGGGGAAGGAUUAAGGAACCUGUCGAUGGGGACCCGAUUCACAUGCUGGGUGCUUUUAGAGAUAAUGAAUUACACCUAGCACCUCUAUCCGCAGUGGUCCAGCUCCGCCCACAACUUCACCAUAUUGACGCAUUCGACGAGGUCGCUGCGCGGACUAAGGGGAAAAGCAAACGCGAUGCUGACGAAGAAGGCGGCGCUCGUGCUGCGCAGACGGAAGCUCGUGCCAUUGAUAUGAAGGUCAAAUCUGCUGAGCCUGAGACGGGGAACGUUGCAAGUAAUAAUAACCUGCUUCAAAUGAUGCAAGAUGAAAAGUGGCAGAAAUAUGCAUGGAUUGAUGAGAAUGAUCAACGUUCCUGGGAUAAAUACGAGGAAUAUAUGUUUAAUCAAUCGCUGGAUGAGCCGCCACUGCUGCAGUCCGCAAUUAGUCCCGAAGACUACAUUGAUGGUAUGAGUGCGCCGAGGAUAGACCCGAUUAACCCGGAGAUGGCUGGGUGGGCAAUGAAACUACGCAGAAAGGCGCGGAGGCCGUCUGAUGUCCUCGGGGGCGGAGGAGAAGAAUAG
Paracoccidioides brasiliensis Pb18 is the source of this 1122-nucleotide messenger RNA. RefSeq lists its product as uncharacterized. The coding region runs from base 1 to 1122 and encodes 373 amino acids. The transcript is spliced from 3 exons. The record is from RefSeq and is a predicted model, not a curated record. Gene Ontology annotation, biological process: DNA-templated transcription. Gene Ontology annotation, cellular component: nucleus; RNA polymerase III complex.